Molecule: messenger RNA, 1443 nt
Organism: Homalodisca vitripennis (glassy-winged sharpshooter)
Lineage: Eukaryota; Metazoa; Arthropoda; Insecta; Hemiptera; Cicadellidae
Product: limulus clotting factor C-like
Exons: 9
Coding region: 89-1339 (416 amino acids)
Biological process (GO): proteolysis
Molecular function (GO): serine-type endopeptidase activity
Source: RefSeq, a predicted model, not a curated record
UGAUAAUGCCAAGCCCAAAGAUAUAUACAAACCUAACGAAAAGUGAACGUCUUCUUUUUCUAAAAGUACUUUGAUGAAGGAAUAGAGUAUGAAGCAUCUGUGCAGAUUUUAUUACAUAAUAAUUUUACUGAGUUUUGGAAUUGCAUAUGCAAUUUGGGUUGAUGAGGAUAAUGAUUGCCUAUUUGCUACCUGCGAAGGAGAGGAUUGUCCAGGUGAAGAUGAAUUAUGCCCACAAAAAGAACAAGUCAACCCGUUUAAUUAUAACAUAAAGCCUCUAUCGAACACUAAUGAAAUCGUGGAUUCAAAUCCAAAUGUGUAUUGUGAGAUACACAGUUACAACAGGCAACAUGUUACGUUUAUGAAGUGUGUGAGUAACAACGGUUCCAUCUCUUGUGAUGGAAUACUGCCAAUCAGUACUGCUGUUAUUUACGAGUGCGCUCAAUUCUAUAAGCCGGUCAGUAAACUGGCUUUGUGCAGCAAAUCUGGCAAAUGGUCGGAAUCUAUCUCCUGCAUUCCAGACUGUGGAAAGACACAUCCUGUGGAGACAUUACCGUUAAUUCUACAUGGUUCUCAAGUUGAGGCAGGCCAGUGGCCAUGGGCAGCCGCUCUCUUCCAUCACGAGCCAGACAAUACGUGGAAACUAAUAUGUGGAGGCACCUUAAUAUCUACCAAUGCUGUCAUUACAGCUGCUCAUUGCAUAUGGAAGAAACCACCUAAGGACUUAUUUGUUAUGCUCGGACAUCUUUCCCGCAAAUUACCCACAACAAAUAGAAAAGAUGUGAUUUUUCAGGUGAAACGGUUCUAUUUAUUGCCUGUGUAUAGAGACAGGAUAAAUGGGUGGAGUAGUGAUAUAGCCAUUUUGGUUCUCAAGACUCCAGCCAAACUGUCAAGGACCAUCUUACCUGCUUGUCUCCCAGACAAAGAUAAUAUCACAAUAUCUCCGUACACCAUGGCAAUUGUCUCCGGUUGGGGAAAGAAUGAAAAGUAUGUUGAGUCACCAAGCCUUUACUAUGCAAAGAUCCCAAUAAGAGAUUUGAGGAAAUGUCUAACCCACAUCCCUCAGACAUUCCAUCAGUUCCUCAGUUACACCACUUUCUGUGCUGGAUAUAUCAAUGGAACUGGUGUAUGUAAUGGAGACAGUGGAGGGGGUUUGCUUUCUAAACAUAAUGAAAAAUGGGAACUGCAGGGAAUAGUAAGCGUAAGCUCCAGAAAAGAUUCCCGCCUUUUGUGUCACCCUCAGAAUUAUGGUUUGUUCACUAAGGUAUAUGUGUUUAUCUCAUGGAUACUGGAAGUUACCAGAUUUGAGAGAAAGAAGCUAGAGGAAGCUGAAGUACAAUGACUCAAGUUUUUAAACAUUAUUUAAAGCAAUAUUGGUUAAAACUGUAUUUAAUAUGGCAAUCCUCUACAAUUGAAACAUAACUAAUAAAAUAUAUUAUUGCUCUG